Peronospora matthiolae is the source of this 1164-nucleotide messenger RNA. Lineage: Eukaryota; Oomycota; Peronosporomycetes; Peronosporales; Peronosporaceae. The record is from the annotation of a GenBank genome assembly.
AUGACGUCCCCUCAAUGCGCAGCUGCAGUCCAGCACCUUUCCUCCUCGUCUUCCUCUUUGCCUGACAUUCAGCAUGCGAACCUCACGAUCGAACGCACGUCGUGUCCAAAGCCUAAACUGCCGAAAGAACAGCUUCAAUUCGGGAAAACCUUCACGGAUCACAUGCUCGAAGUGGACUGGGCACUGGGGAAAGGCUGGGGCAAGCCAGUGAUUCACCCGUACGGUCCCAUCUCCAUGGACCCAGCUAGUGCCGUUUUGCACUAUGCGCUCGAGUGCUUUGAAGGCAUGAAAGCCUAUGUGGACCCGAAAGGUCGGAUGCGACUCUUUCGUCCGGACAUGAACAUGAACCGACUGAACCGGUCCAUGAACCGGCUCUUACUGCCGACUUUUGACGGGGACGAGCUGAUCAAAUGUCUCAUGGAACUUGUCCAACUUGACAGAGACUGGGUCCCACAAGGGGAUGGGUACUCGCUGUACAUUCGACCGACGGGGAUUAGCACCCAAGCUUCUAUCGGGGUUGGCACAAGCGAAAGCGCGAAACUCUUUAUCAUCCUCUCGCCCGUCGGUCCCUAUUACCCUGAAGGCUUUAACCCCGUGCGAUUGUGCGCCACGGACCAUUACAUUCGAGCAUGGCCAGGCGGCACCGGUGGCUACAAAGUUGGGGCCAACUACGCGCCAGGGAUUCUGCCGCAAUAUGAUGCCAAUGCAAAGGGCUACUCGCAGAACUUGUGGCUCUUUGGCCCGGACCACGAGAUCACGGAAGUAGGCACGAUGAACCUCUUUAUCCACUGGAUCAACGAGCAAGGCGAGCAGGAACUCAUUACGCCGCCACUCACUCGUGGCGACAUCUUACCAGGCAUCACACGCGACUCGAUCUUGACCUUGACGCGCGAGUGGAACGAGUUCCAAGUCACCGAGGCCAAUGUCAACAUGAAGCAGCUACAAAAAGCCAGCAAAGAAGACCGUGUGCUUGAGAUCUUUGGCUCCGGCACAGCUGCUGUCGUCUCUCCUGUGUCCACCAUCAACUACAUGGACGAAGAUCUGGCGAUCCCGCUCACUGGCACAGACGGCAAAGCCGGGCGACUCGCUGAACGGAUCUGGAACGAGUUGUCUGACAUUCAGUAUGGCCGUCGCGACCAUCCGUGGUCCGUUAUAGUGGACUAA